ACAACAGAGAAGAAAGUAAAACACGAGAAGGAAUUUGGAAAUGGACGCUACAGGAGGGCCAGCUCCGCCUGCCGACGCUGUGAUGAUGGAGGCGCAGCCUGACCCGCAGCAGCAACCGGCGAUGGGGAUGGAGAACAUAUCGGCGACGCUUAGCCACGGAGGGAGAUUCAUUCAGUACAACAUAUUCGGCAACAUCUUGGAAGUCACCGCCAAGUACAAGCCCCCCAUCAUGCCCAUCGGCAAGGGCGCUUGCGGCAUCGUUUGCUCGGCUUUGAAUUCGGAGACGAACGAGCACGUGGCCAUCAAGAAGAUUGCUAGUGCGUUCGACAACAAGAUCGACGCCAAGAGGACUCUCCGCGAGAUCAAGCUUCUUCGCCACAUGGAUCAUGAAAACAUUGUUGCAAUCAGGGAUAUAAUACCACCCCCACAGAGGGAGACAUUUAACGAUGUAUAUAUCGCUUAUGAGCUAAUGGACACUGACCUGCACCAAAUUAUUCGUUCAAAUCAAACAUUGUCAGAGGAGCAUUGCCAGUAUUUCCUGUAUCAGAUCCUCCGUGGAUUGAAAUAUAUACAUUCUGCAAAUGUUCUGCACAGGGACUUAAAGCCCAGCAAUCUUCUUUUAAAUGCCAAUUGUGACUUAAAAAUAUGUGAUUUUGGACUAGCUCGUGUCACCUCCGAAACCGAUUUUAUGACAGAAUAUGUCGUUACAAGAUGGUACCGUGCACCAGAGCUUUUAUUGAACUCUUCUGAUUAUACCGCAGCUAUUGAUGUAUGGUCAGUUGGCUGUAUUUUCAUGGAAUUGAUGGAUCGGAAGCCCUUAUUUCCUGGUAGAGAUUAUGCGCACCAACUAAGUUUGCUUAUGGAGUUGAUUGGCACCCCAUCAGAGGCUGACUUGGGGUUCUUGAAUGAAAAUGCUAAGAGAUACAUCCGGCAACGUCCUCUUUACCGUCGGCAGUCCUUCACUGAAAAAUUUCCAAAUGUCCAUCCUGCAGCUAUUGAUCUUGUUGAAAAGAUGUUAACAUUUGAUCCCAGACAGAGGAUUACUGUUGAAGACGCUUUGGCGCAUCACUAUUUAACAUCUCUGCAUGACAUCAGUGAUGAGCCUGUCUGCAUGACUCCCUUCAGCUUUGACUUUGAGCAGCAUGCACUGAGUGAGGAGCAGAUGAAGGAGCUGAUCUAUCAAGAGGCUCUUGCAUUUAACCUCGAGUAUUAGCACCCAUAAGGAGUCGUGUUGUUUAUUCACUCAUCGUGGAUUUGAUCAGUGUAGUCUCUCUGCUUUAUACAUUCAGUGAUUGAUUUCCUCGUGUAUAUAUGUUGCAUUUCAAAAUGGGUGGUUCUGGAGUUAAUUUACUUGUGGGAAGAACAGAAUUCAGAGACUCUUACAAAUCUUUGCAUGGCGAAUUACCUUUCCAUUUGUUAUUCUAUUAUUUAACAGAUGUAUCUCUCUUUCUCUAUCUUUGUUUUUCUUCUCUUUUAA
Messenger RNA from Juglans regia (Persian walnut), 1477 nucleotides. RefSeq names its product mitogen-activated protein kinase homolog D5-like. The record is from RefSeq and is a predicted model, not a curated record. Gene Ontology annotation, molecular function: ATP binding; MAP kinase activity. The coding region runs from base 41 to 1213 and encodes 390 amino acids. Gene Ontology annotation, biological process: protein phosphorylation; intracellular signal transduction. The transcript is spliced from 6 exons. NCBI's taxonomy places the organism in Eukaryota, Viridiplantae, Streptophyta, Magnoliopsida, Fagales, Juglandaceae. Gene Ontology annotation, cellular component: nucleus; cytoplasm.